AUGGGGGUGUUUGUUACAUGGGACUGGCCAGGAUCGGAUGGCCUCUCACACAAAGUUGCUUCUGCCGGACCGUUCGCCACUUCUUUUCGGUUUGAAGCCACAAUUCUUGACCUCGAAGACGUUUCCUACCAGCACGCCAGCCACGUAGCUGUUAAAGCUAACCCUAACUCUGCUUCCGGCGAAACCCAUUUCAACCUCAAGAUUGUCUCCCCGAAAUUCGAAGGCCUAAACCUCGUGAAACGGCAUCGUUUGGUCUACGAUGCCUUGGCCGACGAGCUCCAAUCUGGACUCCAUGCCCUUUCUAUCGUCGCCAAGACUCCUCAAGAGCUCGAAUCUCAACCCUUGGCCGACCAGAGUAAGAUCUCAAAGAAAGAUCUGCAAUCUGUCUAG
This is a messenger RNA of Ziziphus jujuba (common jujube), 390 nucleotides long. RefSeq names its product sufE-like protein 1, chloroplastic/mitochondrial. NCBI's taxonomy places the organism in Eukaryota, Viridiplantae, Streptophyta, Magnoliopsida, Rosales, Rhamnaceae. The transcript has 2 exons. The coding region runs from base 1 to 390 and encodes 129 amino acids. The record is from RefSeq and is a predicted model, not a curated record.